Messenger RNA from Sciurus carolinensis (gray squirrel), 513 nucleotides. RefSeq names its product hemoglobin subunit epsilon 1 (gene Hbe1). Bases 45 to 488 code for a protein of 147 amino acids. The record is from RefSeq and is a predicted model, not a curated record. Gene Ontology annotation, cellular component: hemoglobin complex; haptoglobin-hemoglobin complex; blood microparticle. NCBI's taxonomy places the organism in Eukaryota, Metazoa, Chordata, Mammalia, Rodentia, Sciuridae. Gene Ontology annotation, molecular function: peroxidase activity; oxygen carrier activity; heme binding. The transcript has 3 exons. Gene Ontology annotation, biological process: oxygen transport; hydrogen peroxide catabolic process.
UCGGACACUUCUGUGAUCACCAGCAAACUCACAGUCCUGACAUCAUGGUGAAUCUCAAUGCUGAGGAGAAGAGCAUUAUCUGUAGCCUAUGGGGCAAGCUGAAUGUAGAAGAGACUGGAGGUGAAGCCUUGGGCAGGCUUCUUGUUGUUUACCCCUGGACUCAGAGAUUCUUUGACAGUUUUGGCAACAUGUCCUCUUCCUCUGCCAUCAUGGGCAACCCCAAGGUCAAGGCUCAUGGCAAGAAGGUGCUGACCUCCUUUGGAGAGGCCAUUAAGAACCUGGACAACCUCAAGGGUGCUUUUGCUAAGCUGAGUGAGCUGCACUGUGACAAGCUGCAUGUUGAUCCUGAGAACUUCAAGCUCCUGGGUAACGUGCUGGUGAUUGUUCUGGCCUCUCACUUUGGCAAGGAAUUCACCCCUGAGGUUCAGGCUGCCUGGCAGAAGCUGGUCUCUGGUGUUGCCAAUGCUCUGGGCCACAAGUACCACUAAACCCUCCUUCCUAUUCACCAGUGUU